Messenger RNA from Zingiber officinale, 1230 nucleotides. Its product is annotated as zinc finger MYM-type protein 1-like. Lineage: Eukaryota; Viridiplantae; Streptophyta; Magnoliopsida; Zingiberales; Zingiberaceae. The record is from RefSeq and is a predicted model, not a curated record. Gene Ontology annotation, molecular function: protein dimerization activity. The coding region runs from base 1 to 1230 and encodes 409 amino acids. The transcript has 2 exons.
AUGAAUGCACCUGGAAAUAAUCAAAUGAUUGCCCCAAAAAUUCAAAAGCAAUUGGUGAAUGCUUGUGCAGUUGAGACCACAAAUGCUAUUCUAGCUGAUCUUGGAGAUAGAUGGUUCACUUUACUACUUGAUGAGGCUCGUGACUGUUCAGUGAAAGAGCAAAUGGCAGUUGUUAUUAGAUAUGUGAACAAGCAUGGAGAGGUGAUUGAACGAUUUAUGGCUGUAGUUCAUGUUGCAACAACUACAGCUGCUUGUUUGAAGGAGGCAAUCGACUCUUUAUUUGCUAAGUAUGGUUUAUCAGUGGCGAGAUUGAGGGGUCAAGGAUAUGAUGGUGCUUCAAAUAUGUCUGGAGAAUUUAAUGGCUUAAAGUCACUGAUAAUGAAAGAAAAUCCGUAUGCAUUAUAUGUUCAUUGUUUUGCUCAUCAACUCCAGCUAGUGGUUGUAGCCGUUGCUCAAGCAAAUCAAUAUGUUUGUGAUUUCAUGUGGAUUGUUGGUUCGAUUGUGAACACAUCUGCAUCAUCUUGCAAAAGGGCCGACAAACUUCGACAACUUGAACAUGAUAGAAAAGUUAAACUUCUUGAAAGAGGAGAGAUUAGUUCUGGUAGAGGACUAAACCAAGAAACUAGUCUAGCUAGACCUGGAGAUACACGAUGGGGGUCUCAUCAUUCAACUUUAUGUCGUAUUGAACAAAUGUGGCCAUCUGUUAUAGAGGUUCUUCAAAAUUUGAUUGAUGAUGGUGAUCGUUCUUCUAAGGGUUUAAGUAGAACUUUGGUUGAAAGAAUGGAGAGAUUUGAUGUACAGAAGUUAGUGUGCCUGGCUCAUUUUUAUGAGGAUGAUUUUUCUUGGAAUGAGCGUAUGUUGGUUGAACAAGAGCUUGAAACAUAUAUUGAUGACGUCAGAUCAGAUGAACGGUUUGAAGGCAUUUCAGAUUUGGGAGCUCUUGCAAAGAAAAUGAUUGAAACAAUGAAGAACCGUGUGUUUCCUUUGGUUUAUCGGAUGAUUGAGCUAGCCUUACUUCUUCCAGUUGCUACUGCAACUGUUGAAAGAGUGUUUUCGGCAAUGAAUAUUGUCAAAACAGAUUUGCGAAACAGGAUUGGAGAUGAAUGGAUGAAUGAUAGUUUGGUAGUAUAUAUCGAGAAAGAUGUUUUUAAUACUGUCGACAAUGAGCCAAUUUUACAGCGUUUUCAGAACAUGGAGUCUCGAAGAAUGCAAUUGUCACGUAUUCGUUAG